AUGGACACACUAGGAAUCAGCACUCAGGUAAAAGUACGACAAUGUUCUCAAUGUCAGGGAGACACCGAGUUAUUCUGUAAUACAUGUAACCGUGACCUGUGUUUACAGUGUAAAAAGAAACAUGUUACAGAAAACAGCACCAGAUAUCACAAUGUAGUGUUCUAUAUAACUCGUUUUACUGAGAAGAGUUUUACCACACAGUGUAAACUACGACAAUGUUCUCAAUGUCAGGGGGACACUGAGUUUUACUGUAACACAUGUAAACAUGAUCUGUGUUUACAGUGUAAAGAGAAACAUGUUAUUGAUCUACAUACCAAACACCAUGGUGUUGUGAUUUACCGUGAGAAGUUUAAAUGUGUCCCUUUACGAGAGACCUGCGUCAGACAUCCAAACAGAAAAUACAGAAUGUUUUGUGAUCACUGUUACUAUUCCGUAUGUAAGCGCUGUACAGGUCAUAGCACACACGCGCUGGUGGAUCUUAGAACAGCCUAUCAAACAAAGCGACAACAGAGAGAAAUCAUAGACAACAUCAGAAGUGAGAUUCUCUAUAACUGUCGUGUUUUCGUGACAGGAAUCCAAACUGAUAUCCAAACUUGUCCCCAACAAAUCUGUAACCGUCAAUCACAGAUGUCAACAAAAGCCAAGAGACUGAAAGGUCUGAUUGACACUGCGGUAUGUGAUGUUAAAAUAAGAUACAUGGGUUUAUUGAUUGAUAUAAUACAACAACAGAAGAGAAAAAUGAACAGAUACCUCACCCAGAUACAGAACUAUGAAGACAGAUAUGAAUCAGCAAACAGAGCGGUACAAUUCCUCUUGUUUAUAAAUAUCAGUCGUGUCCCCCAGUUAAAGGACACCCCUAAUCUUCCAUAA
Ostrea edulis (European flat oyster) is the source of this 870-nucleotide messenger RNA. RefSeq names its product RING finger protein 207-like. Gene Ontology annotation, biological process: positive regulation of DNA-templated transcription. Gene Ontology annotation, molecular function: zinc ion binding; ubiquitin-protein transferase activity. The coding region runs from base 1 to 870 and encodes 289 amino acids. Gene Ontology annotation, cellular component: chromatin; nucleoplasm. The record is from RefSeq and is a predicted model, not a curated record. NCBI's taxonomy places the organism in Eukaryota, Metazoa, Mollusca, Bivalvia, Ostreida, Ostreidae. The transcript has a single exon.